Effrenium voratum is the source of this 1218-nucleotide messenger RNA. NCBI's taxonomy places the organism in Eukaryota, Dinophyceae, Suessiales, Symbiodiniaceae. The record is from the annotation of a GenBank genome assembly.
AAUCAAUCCGCGCGUGUCUCGUGUCGGAGCCAUGGAGACCCCGUUGCUCGCCUGCGCUGCGCCGGUCAGCUCACUCUGCGCCAGCCCCGAACUGGGGUUGGUGGCAGUCGGGGACACCUCGGGCAGCGUCACGCUACUGGACCUGAGCUCAGGCCGCGUGCGGGCCUCCCUGGCCACGUCCGGGGACCCGGUGCUCUGCGUGGCGCUGGCUGCGCCGCUGCGGGCGGCGCUGGGGGCAGGUGGCCGAGCUGCCAAGGAGAGCUCCACGGUGGCGGUCUGGGACGUGGAUUCCGGGGCGCUGCGCGCAGAGAUGAAGUACAAGCACUUGGUGACGUGUCUCAUCUUCGUCCCUGCGCUGCAUGCGGCCAUCACCGGGGACGGCAGCUUUGACCAACGCAGCUCCACUGGGCGAGUGGUCCUGUGGAACCCGGACACCCUGGAGCAGCACAGGAAGCUGCAGUGCGCUGGCGCGGUGACGUCUCUGCUCUACCACCAGGGCCUGAUCUUGUCAGCGGACCGCAGCCGCAGCAUCUGCACCUGGCACCCGGAGAACGGGGAAAAGCUGCAGGAAUUUCAGGUGGACAGCGGCCAGCUGCCUUGGUGCCUGUCCGCUGCAAAUGAGGGGCGCUUUGCCUACAGCGUGUGCAACUUCAAGGAGAACUUUGGCUGCUUCUGUUUGCGCGGCCCUGCUGGCCUCGAACAGUCUCAGGUCUGCGACCACCCGGUGCUGUCCAUCGCAUUUCUGCCAUCGGCGCCGGUGGUGGCGCUGGGACUCCGCAGCGGGGAGCUGGUGCUCUGGGACUUGGAGGCGCGGCGGCCGCGGCGGACGGUGCGGCUCGGCAGCGCGGUGAACGCCUUGGCGCUGAACCUGGUUCGAGGGGAGCUGUUGGCUGGCGAGAAAAGCGGCGCAGUGAGCAGCUGGCCCUUGGCAUUUCUGCUCUCUGACUGACCCCACCGAAGCCACGGAUCCACGACGAGUUGCAGGCCUUGAUCUGCGGGAAGCGGGAAGGACAGCUGCAGCCAACUGCGACAUGGCGUGAGGUGUGCGGCAGCCGACUUGCCUCGCGGGGCGUGGGGUGAGAGAUAUCCGGAGCUGAUCGACUUCAGCUCGUUGUGUGGCAUUUGUGCCUUUAACGCCAAGCUGCCACUCAGUGAUGCAGAAGGGGCCAGACACAAGAGCUGCGCAGAUCAACCGCCCAGAAUUCUGCACAUCAGUCA